UUCGCGCGGUUAUUUGGACUGAAAAUAAUCAAAAUUAGUGAAAAGUCAGAAAACAUUGAAUGAUAAAAUGUUAAUCUUUCUAAGAUAUAUCUUUCAUUAGUUGCAAAACGUGUACUGUGAAAUGUUUCUCAAAAAUGGAUUUGAAUGAUUUAUGCUGCACUUACUUAGUGGCUUUCGCACAAAAAAAUCAGCAUGAAAAAUGAUACGAAAAAAGGUGGCACCAGUCCGAAGGGACGACGAAAGCUGAACUUUGUGGAGAAGAAAGAAAAGCUACCGUUGAAUGGAAAAUCCAUAUUUGUAGAUGUUAAGGAAAAGUCGCAAUGUCGGUCAAUCAAAGAAGACAUCAAAAGACUUGGAGCGAGGGCUGAUGAGUUUUUCCACAAAGAUAUCAAUUAUGUCAUUACCAGUAACCGUACAUCGAAACCUGACAAACGUGAACCCUUCCAGUCACCUGAGAGUCCAUCUAUCGUCUCCACUCCUAGUCCAUUUAACUGUGGUCCAUCUCCUUCCCCUGCCUCUGGAUCCAUACCUCCACCAGAGUCAGUUACCAGAGGGAAAGCUAUUGCAAAAAGAGCUGUCACUAAAGAGACAAAUCCUGUGUUGACUAAUGCUGAAAACUGGGGAAUUAAGAUCAUAACUUUAGAUGUGGCUUUGAAGUGGAUCCAGCGAGAAAUUUCCAAACUUCCUCCAGUGAAUACUAAUAUUAAGACCAAAGGAAGCAAUCUUCGUGGAAGUUACAAAGUCAAGAAACUUAAGUCCCCUUACCUGAAACUUGAAUCCACAACAAGACAGUACAAGGUGGUGUACCAGCAGGUGGACCUUUGGCCUCAUGCUAAUGUGGAGACUCCACGGGGCACCUGCCCAUUUGAUGGGACCUCGCUUGGAGGGGAGAGGUCGAGGGAGGAGAGGGGGGACAGGAUAGGCCUGAUUCCUCUAGAACCUGCUAAAACUCCAACCACAAAAUCUAAACACAAGGAGUCGACCAAAACACAGGAGAGUUCAAAGUCCUCACACAAAAAACAACGUCUUAAUUCCAGCAUUGUAGGAGGCGUUCGCAUUGUCACUGCUGGUGAACUGCGCCGAAGAAAGGAAAUGAAACGACUCCAAGAGAAGAAGAAAGGCUAUUGUGAAUGCUGUGAAACUAAAUACGACAAUUUGACAAAACAUGUGACAGAAGAACAACACAAAGAGUUCAUCAGGGAAAAGAAACAUUACCAUGCUUUGGACUCUCUAAUUAACUCGGGUCCUAAUGAGGCAACAUUCUUGCAACGUGUUUUGCAGCAGCACUGUAGCAUUGUCAGUGGAUCUCAUAGAAGAGAGGGAAAGUGCAGAAAGGAAACGACAGUUAAAUCUACGCCCAGAAAUUUGCAAAAUUCCUCCAAAAAAACAACAAUCAAGAUUGUUAAUUCGGAAGUACAGCGCAGAAGCAGUCGUAGUCCCAAGGAAAUCUGGCUUAAAGCAAAUGAAAAUGAUCAAAGCAAAUUGCUUAAAGACAACAUGGAGCAUGAAAUACGAAAAAACAGACAAGUUCGAAGAAGUGCUGAUAUUGACAUGCAACUUGAGAAGCACUAUGUGCCAGCGAGGACUAGGAAUUUUUUAUUUAUUCAGGGAUCAUCUAAUCAAGUCAGUGAAACAAAGGUUUUAGAAAAAAGUGAUGUGAAAAGUACUUGUUCACAUAAAAAAACAAAAGAAUUUGAUAAAGAUAGUGAACAAUCUGUAAUGGCUAAGAUGGAAAAUGAAGGGCCUGUUUGUGUGAAACAUUUGAAAAACAGUGCUGAAAAGAAUUUGGAGCAAAGUUCCCUCUGUUUCAUGCAUUUAAAUUCUUUAUCUAAAAAUGAAAAAGUAAUAAGCAAUAUUUCCCUAAAAAGUGAUCUCUUGCUAAAAACACAUUCUGAAAAGACAUGCAGGUCUCCCCUCAAAAUCGAAGCUUCCUUUGAGCAAUCUCCUGUGUUACAAUGCAAUUUAAGAAAAAAAACAUUUUUGUCAGAAAAGUCUUCUGAGAAGAAAAGCACUCGGACACAAUUGAAUGAAGAAGAGUGUGUCUUAGAAAGGAGAGUUGGAACUGUGAAAAAGACAGAUGUCUUUGAAAAGGAAAAAAGCUUGAACAAUGAAAAAUUCUUGGUAAAGAAAUCUCCAAGGCGUUCCUCUCGAUUCCAACUUGUGAACAUGGAAGGUAGACCCGAUGAAGAAACAGAUGAAAACAUAAUAGCCGAGACUUCAGAUAAAAUGGCACUUGAAGAAAAUUUAAACAAUAGAGUUUCUGAGGAUACAAUGCUGACAGGAUCAGCAAACUUGAAACAACCAACAUGUAUGCAGAAAAAAGUGAAGAUGGAUGAACAAAAUAGCGACCAAAUCUGUAAAUUGCAAAAAACCAAUGAAGAAACUUGUCAAGAUGUCAAGUAUUCUAAAAGAUUACGAAAAUCAAUACGAUGCAUUUCAGAUGAAGAUUUACAAGACAAAUGUGACUUGAAGAAGCUUGCACAAAAUAGAAAAGAGGAUGCAGAUAUUAAAGAGGACAGUAUGAUAUUAAGGAGAGAAUCAGCUAAAGGAAAGUCUUCAGGAAAGACUGAAAAAGAUUUCAUUUGUGAUGAAGAAGAAGAACAAUUGACAGAAAAUAAAGAGACUUCUGUAGUAAGUGAUGAAGAUUUUAUUAGAGAGGAAGAGGCAAAAUAUGAACAAAAAACUGAAUUAAAAACAAUGGAUUUGGAAUUGAAUGUCAGUCAUUCUUCCCAACUCCCUAGCAAAAUUUGUCUCUCUCGAAAUCAAGAACGCAUUACCAACGAAAAAUGUGAAUUACAAAAUACUUGUGCAAGUAUGAAAAUUCCUUUGACUGUGGAAAUUCCCAAGGACAAAGACGAUACAAUAGAGGCAGAUGUAGAGAAAUCUCUGUGUUACAUAGAUAGAGUUCACCGUUUACGGUCCACAAAUCAGAGACAAUCUAUUGUUGACCGUGAGCUGAAAGACAUAACAACAAAAGUGCAAGAAAAGAACUCGUGCUCAAAUAGUUCUUUAGUGUGGGAUGGCAAAGGACAAAACAAUUUGAGUGCUUCCCCCUCGUUUUAUACAUCUCCCAAAAAGAUCAACUCUUCAACUCCAAAGAAAAAAAAUGGCUUAAAUAAAGUGGAACAAACCACCCCCAUUGUUGCCAGUCCAAAAAGUGGGUUAAGCAUGACACCAAGGUCAAAUAAAAGGAAGCGGUGGAACAAAAGAAGGAAUUCAAAAUGUAUUGAGGAGAACUUCAGUACUUCAAAACCAAGAAAACUACAAAAACUUAAGUAUCCAACUGCUAGCAAGAAAACACCAGAGAAACUUUCUGGUAGUGGUAAAGAAAGUGAAAAAGAUUCCCAAAGUAUUGAGUCUGUUCUUUCAGAUGGAGUUCAUUCAAAACAGAUAUCACACAAAAAGCAAUCAAAUUUAAAAAGACAGAUUAUUCAAGCUGUGGAGAAAGACAUCAGCAAGGACAAUGGUAAAUCACUUGUGAGAACUCCCAAGUCAAAGUCACCUUCAAGACUUUCAAAAUGUGUAACUCCUCGUGGAAUGUCAUCACCUUUGAUCUGGAGAAAUGCCAAAGGCAGUACUCCUAAAGGUAAAAAGAGAAUAAGACUGAAUGGCAGCUGGUCUGUGUUGAGUGAUAGGAGUGUCAAUAAACUUUUGCAUGAUAGUGACUCGGAGUCAAACUUUGAAGGAUUUGAAAAAGGAGAUUUAACUAGACAUAGCUCACUUUGUAGCGAUGCAUCAUUUGUUGAAAUAAAUGAAGUGGAGCUUGAAGAAAAUUCUGAUCAUGAAUGGGAGAUAGAGCAAGAGAAAGCAGAGGUAAAUGUACCUGAAAAUGAAGCCAUAGAUGUAUUACCAGAAAUAUUUUCCUCCCCUGGCAAACGAUCUGACUCUUCAUGGGAUACUGGUUUUGUGGACUUCAUAGAUACUCAAUUCUCAAAUCGACAAAUGUCUUUCAGGACUAAGUCUGCGUGUCAAGAAGAGGAAUCAUUAGCAGAACCACUUGGUUCCCCUUUGCGAAGAAAAAGACUUCAAUCAAUUCCUGAAAGUUUAACAGAAAAUCAACUUAACAGAACAAAGAAAAGAAGAAAGUUGGACGAUGGUGAUGAGUUUCAGUGUUUUUUGGUCAGUGAUAAAGCAGCUCAGAUUGAUGAAGAUAUUCAGUUCAAUUUCUCAAGUCCAAAUAAACGCAAAACUAGAGGACCUAAGUACAAAAUUAGAAACAGACAGAGAAAGUCUCUGGACUACAGGUCAUCCUUAGAAUGUAUGGAUGUGAAACAAAAAAAGCAGAAAAGCUUCGUAAAUUCUGAUAGAAAAGUAAAAUUUCGAAAGCAAGAUGGAACUGAAUAUCAGGAUCUGGAAAAAAAUCAGUCAUCAUUAAAAGGUAACAGUGGCAGAAAUUUGGACCAUAUUGAUGUCACAAAGAAAGAAGACAAUACAGCUGGUACUGAUACUCGUAGUGAGAAACAUUUGUCCACCAAAAAUAAUCAGAAAUCUAAAAAUUUCAAACGUCAUGAAAAACAAUCCACAGAUUUCCCUUGUCUUUCACCAAAAAAUCAAAGGGAUGCAAUACACUCCUCUUCCCCUGGUAUCAACUGUUCCACGAAAAAACUUCGAAGUAGAAAAAAUUGAGGUUAGGGCAGAAAGUAACAAACAAUCUCAAUCUUUUGCAUCCAUUCAUAUUUUGGCCAUAUUUAAGAUAUGAUAUUUCUUUGCAUGGCUAUGAUGGUAACAGCGAGUGUGACUUGCACUUGUACCAUGAUAAACAAGUACUGUAGAAUGAAGUCCAGAUGAUUUGUAUCCACUAAUUAUAACACGUUAACCAUGCAACUUGUAUAUUAAUAUAGAAAUAUAUAAAGAUAGGUUUUAUUUUUUGUUCAAAUUUGUGCAUAUCUGUUUUUAAAUCUUUAUGAUAACUACAUAUAUUUAUUAAAAGUAGAAAAACCAA
Messenger RNA from Magallana angulata, 4942 nucleotides. RefSeq lists its product as uncharacterized. The record is from RefSeq and is a predicted model, not a curated record. Lineage: Eukaryota; Metazoa; Mollusca; Bivalvia; Ostreida; Ostreidae. Bases 193 to 4626 code for a protein of 1477 amino acids. The transcript has 11 exons. Gene Ontology annotation, molecular function: zinc ion binding; protein serine/threonine kinase activator activity; nucleic acid binding. Gene Ontology annotation, biological process: positive regulation of nuclear cell cycle DNA replication; regulation of cell cycle phase transition. Gene Ontology annotation, cellular component: Dbf4-dependent protein kinase complex; nucleus.